AUGGCCUUCCUCUGGAUCGUCUCCUGCCGCUUCGUCAGCGCCGCCUACGGAUGCGGAACCCCCGCCAUCCCUCCCCGGGUGAGUGGCUACGCCCGCAUCGUUAACGGAGAGGAGGCCGUUCCUCACUCCUGGCCCUGGCAGGUGUCUCUGCAGCAAUCCAACGGUUUCCACUUCUGCGGAGGUUCUCUGAUCAAUGAGAACUGGGUGGUGACCGCUGCUCACUGCAACGUCAGGACUUACCACCGUGUGAUCGCUGGAGAGCACAAUAAGGGCUACGGCACCAACGAGGACGUCCAGGUGCUGACUCCUGCCCGGGUGUUCACCCAUCCCUACUGGAACGCCAACACCAUCAACAACGACAUCGCCCUCAUCAAGCUGUCCUCUCCUCGCCUCGGCACCAACGUGUCUCCCGUCUGCAUCGCCGAGUCCUCCGACAAUUACGCCGCUGGUAUGACCUGCGUGACGUCCGGCUGGGGUCUGACCCGCUACAACGCUGCCAAUACUCCCAACACCCUGCAGCAGGCCGCCCUGCCCCUGCUGUCCAACGAGCAGUGUAAGAAGACCUGGGGCAGCAACAUCAGCGAUGUCAUGAUCUGCGCCGGAGGAGCUGGAGCUACUUCCUGUAUGGGUGACUCUGGUGGUCCUCUGGUCUGCCAGAAGGACAACGCCUGGACUCUGGUGGGCAUUGUGUCCUGGGGAAGCAGCUACUGCUCCACCUCAACCCCCGCCGUCUAUGCACGUGUCACCGAGCUCCGCGGUUGGGUCGACCAGAUCCUGGCCGCCAACUAACGCUGAGCGUGAUGAUCAGCUGCUGCUGGAGCUGAAGCACAAUAAAAACCUAAGAUGAGAAGCUGCCUCUGAGUGUGUAGCUCCACAGCCAGCAGGGGGCGCUGUCAGCUCACAGAGCCGCUACAACAUCAGUGGAAAACAUUCAAAUAAAAGUCUUUAAAGAA
Messenger RNA from Acanthochromis polyacanthus (spiny chromis), 953 nucleotides. Its product is annotated as chymotrypsin B-like. Gene Ontology annotation, molecular function: serine-type endopeptidase activity. Gene Ontology annotation, biological process: proteolysis. The record is from RefSeq and is a predicted model, not a curated record. NCBI's taxonomy places the organism in Eukaryota, Metazoa, Chordata, Actinopteri, Pomacentridae.